Messenger RNA from Didymodactylos carnosus, 1531 nucleotides. NCBI's taxonomy places the organism in Eukaryota, Metazoa, Rotifera, Eurotatoria, Philodinida, Philodinidae. The record is from the annotation of a GenBank genome assembly.
UACCGUAUUUUCCCUAAUGUGACUGAGUCAGUCGUUUCAUCCACAAAAAUCUUUGCUAAAACGACUGAAUCAGUCAUUUGAACCGUCUUAUUUAGCCAUUCAGUCACUUCACUUUUCUGACAGUGAUGUCACGAUAGUCAUCUCUCUUUGCCAUCGUACAUGUACCUCUAUCACGAACUGUACUAUAAUGCUUAAGUGAUGAUCACAUACACAGUCAUUCGAAAGGUUUUUUUCUUGUCGGAGAUUGUCUGCUUUUUAUCCAAUAAAUACAAUAGAUUAUUUUUGAAGCUUCUUAUUAUUUCUUAAACGUUAAUCAGAAGUGGAUGUCUCCAUUCGCAAUAAAAUUAACAUAAAAGGAAUAAAAAUUUAUUGAAACUCUGCGCAAAAUUUAUUAGUUUGGUUAGAUUGUGUCAGUCUGGGCUGAGAUCAACAUGUUAUGUAUGCAACGCGUGCAGAAUAAGUGGACGAAAUUAGAAGAAAAUUGGGACAUUGUCUGUGUUUCAGAAACUUUGGAAAGCUAGCAAGAGCUUGAAGAUGACAGUAGUAUCGACGAAAGCGUGAAAAGUGACGCCUGCACCGAAAGCGAUAGCGCUAAAUUUCCGAUUUCUAAAUUAAAACUCGCUAUGUCACUAUUAUUCGUUUAUAUCAACCGACUAAAACAGAAAAGCUGUACGAAAAAAGUAUUAAUUUGUAGAUAAUGACAUUUUUUGGUUUUUCUUCUAAAAUUUGACAUAUUUAUGUUUAUUGCUAAAAAUUUAGUUUUUCAUCUGGUAUGUUCUAGUAAGUAUCUUGAUCAUGAGAUGGCAUUACCGAAUGCAAAAACAUUUUUUUCAUAUAACUUUUUAGUUGGACGUUUCUUUCGAAAAUUGUUUCAUUUAUUCGGUCGCCUCCCUGACAGUUCAUCGAGAACAGAACCUGUUACACUGGAAAAUAUUCGAAUUAUUGGAGAUAUGGAAGAUACCAACAGUUCUUAUUUGACAAGUUCACAGACAGUUCCGCGUGUAAAAAGGAUUUUAUUCUUUUUCAACAUAUUAUUUUUAUUGAUUCAAACUAGUGAUUUGUAUCUUGCUCAUUUUCUGUUUAGACAGUACAAACAAAUUGGGAUUCAUGGGGUCGAGAUGACAUAUUCCGACAAAAGAAAGCACUCAGUAGUUCCGUAUCAGAAAAUCAAGAACAAUAUUUUCAAGAUAUGACCCCAACAGUGAAAAAACCGCCGAUGAUUAUAUUGAAAAAACGUGAAACUAAUAACAUUUCUAAUUAUAAUGCUAGCAGAUUACAAAUGAUGAAUGAACCUGCUGAAUUUAAAAGUGGUCUUGACGAAUGGAAUGAAGAUUUGAAUAUGCCAGCAACGACUUGGGAUGAAAAUAAUUUAGAAGAUUUGUCACAAGAAGCGUCAGAAGCUCUGAAAGAAACACGCCGAAUUGAGCGUGAAAAAAAAAUUCGUGAGCAUCAACAACGUAAGGUAGAAAAGGAUUCUCAACGUUCGUCACAUAAACGUGAAAGCUUAACAUUAAAUAUGGAUGAGAGAUAG